CAGCUCUUUUCUGGGAAGUCAAGACGCUGAAGGUCAAACCCUCAUCACUCCACCCCUUCCUUCUGCUCUCUCCCACCCACUGCCGGGUGCCUCAGCUCUGGGCAGCUCUGCUCCACUCGGCCGCUGGUUCCCAGAGGACAGCAGGUCUGAACCUCCUUGCACGUCUGCAGAAUCGUCAAACACCUGCCCUUUAUACUGCACGGAGGCCAGUCCCAAGACCCAGACAAACUGUAUCGGACCAUUUUGGGAAGAGGUCCAAGAGUCUAUCUGGUGAAAACUCUAGAGCAGGCAGGAUGACCCAAAACAUGCUGGCUGUGAAUGGAGUCGAUGUGGUCUCUCCGCUGUCCCAGCCCACUCACAUCGACAUCCACAUCCAUCAGGAAUCUGCUUUGGCACAGCUGCUAAAAGCUGGGAGCUCCCUGAUGGAGCGCCUGUCCCACCAUCCUGCCAAGGCCAGCAUAAGCUACGGACAGCUGGCGCUAGGGGUGACCCAGAUAUUGCUGGGGGCUAUGAGCUGUGCUCUUGGAGGGCUUCUCUGCUUGGGGCCCUGGAUUCAGCUGCGUGCCUCAGGCUGUGCCUUUUGGGCAGGGUUUGUGGCCAUUGCAGCAGGAGUCGGGGCCAUUGUCCAUGAGAAACACUGCGGCAAACUUUCAGGCUUCAUAUCAAGUCUGCUCACCCUGGCUGGCAUUGCCACGGCCGUGGCCGCCGUUGUCUUCUGUGUGAAUAGUUUAACCUGGGAACUUGUCUUCUAUGACAUCAGCUCCGUGUAUGAUUCCUUAGACCCUGACAACCCCACCUUUGGGUACGAACAGACUAGACGUACAUCGUGGAGGGAGGAGCGCUGCAGAAGCUACAUGCAAAUGCUGACGGAUUUGUUCCUAGGAAUCCGUGGUCUGCUCCUGGCCGUCUGUGUCCUGCAGGUCAUUGUAUCCUUGGCUUCCCUGGGCAUGGGUCUCCGACGCUUCUGUGGCCAGAGCUCCCGGGCCCUGGAUGAAGAAGGGUCAGAGAAGAAGCUGUGGGGGGAGAAUUCAGUGCCUCCCUCUCCCCACAAGAAGAAGAGCACAGCUGUUGUCCUGUGAGCAGCCAAAGACCCUGCCUGGACCCUGCAUGUCCCCCCAGAGUAGCCCAGGGCCCCUCACUGCCCCGUCCCUCACACUCGCUUCCUUAGGCUGCCCCUCCUCUCGCCAACACCCUCACCCGCUAUUCCCACUCCAGGGUCCUCAGUUCAGUGAACAGGUAUUGUCACAUUUUUCCCAAUGCUGAUUAAACAGAAACAACCACAAAAAAUGAUUUUGUGCAGAAA
Lagenorhynchus albirostris (white-beaked dolphin) is the source of this 1303-nucleotide messenger RNA. RefSeq names its product transmembrane protein 176B (gene TMEM176B). The transcript has 9 exons. Gene Ontology annotation, cellular component: membrane. Gene Ontology annotation, biological process: negative regulation of dendritic cell differentiation. The record is from RefSeq and is a predicted model, not a curated record. Bases 294 to 1079 code for a protein of 261 amino acids. Lineage: Eukaryota; Metazoa; Chordata; Mammalia; Artiodactyla; Delphinidae.